Molecule: messenger RNA, 1189 nt
Organism: Piliocolobus tephrosceles (Ugandan red Colobus)
Lineage: Eukaryota; Metazoa; Chordata; Mammalia; Primates; Cercopithecidae
Gene: CITED1
Product: Cbp/p300 interacting transactivator with ED-rich tail 1
Exons: 3
Coding region: 535-1116 (193 amino acids)
Biological process (GO): regulation of DNA-templated transcription; melanocyte differentiation
Cellular component (GO): nucleus
Molecular function (GO): transcription coactivator activity
Source: RefSeq, a predicted model, not a curated record
GUGGAAAUUGGGGGGAGAAAAAAAAAGGGGGGAAAAAGGGUCUGUCCUUCCUGGGAUUCCUAGCCGAGGCCAGUCUGCUGCCGUGUGUGUGUGCGUCAGGGCUCUCCGGGCGGCAAUGGGGGCUUGAGAGCCGGGUCCCCAGCGCCGGGAAAGGAGCGCGGUGGCCGCCACCGCCACCGCCCCGGAGUCCGGCGCCGAAGCUGCGGGCGGGCGGGCGGGCGGGCACCGGCUCGGGCCAGGGCUGCUUGGCGCGGCACUGUGCGGUGCAGCGGCGGCGCGGUGCGGUGCGGGCUUUUCCCAGGCGCCCCGGGGUCGGGUGGCCACCGGUGCGGCCGCGGGCGCUGAGCGCGACCGGUUCGCGGCAGCGGUGGCGGCGGCGUGCGUGCCAGGGGCUGGGGGCUCCGCCGCCUCUCCUGCGGCUCACCGAGCUCCGCGCUUCCCUCUCUCUAGGGCAGGCGGCUUCUCAGAGCACAACAGCUCCAGCUGGCAGCAUCACUUCCCGCCAAUUUAUCCAACUUCUGCCAAGGCUCUGAAAUGCCAAUAACGUCGAGGCCUGCACUUGAUGUCAAGGGUGGCACCUCACCUGCGAAGGAGGAUGCCAACCAAGAGAUGAGCUCCGUGGCCUACUCCAACCUUGCGGUGAAAGAUCGCAAAGCAGUGGCCAUUCUGCACUACCCUGGGGUAGCCUCAAAUGGAACCAAGGCCAGUGGGGCUCCCACUAGUUCCUCAGGAUCUCCAAUAGGCUCUCCUACCGCCACCCCUCCCACUAAAUCCCCAUCCUUCAACCUGCACCCCACCCCUCACUUGCUGGCUAGUAUGCAGCUGCAGAAACUUAACAGCCAGUAUCAGGGUAUGGCUGCCGCCACUCCGGGCCAACCCGGGGAGGCAGGGUCCCUGCAAAACUGGGACUUUGGGGCCCAGGCGGGAGGGGCGGAAUCACUCUCUCCUUCUGCUGGUGCCCAGAGCCCUGCUAUCAUCGAUUCAGACCCAGUGGAUGAGGAGGUGCUGAUGUCGCUGGUGGUGGAACUGGGGUUGGACCGAGCCAAUGAGCUUCCAGAGCUGUGGCUGGGGCAGAAUGAGUUUGACUUCACUGCGGACUUUCCAUCUAGCUGCUGAUGCCAAGUGUCCCUAAAGAUGGAGGAAUAAAGCCACCAAUUCAGUUGUAAAUAAAAAUAAAGUUACUUACAAA